AUGGUGGAAUCCGGUGAGUUGUUGGUGGAGUCUGAUGAUGAGAAUGUGGAGAACAACAUGAUCAUUCUGGACGAUGAAAAUAUUGGAGUUGAUGAUCUGAUAGUGCCUGCAGUUGGUAUGAAAUUCAAAGAUGAAACGGAAGUCUUCGACUUUUAUAAAAGAUAUGGUUAUGCCGUUGGUUUCCCAGUUCGGAAACGAAAUUCGAAAAAAGACGACGACGGGGUUUUGAGAUAUGUGACCUUGACAUGUAGUCGUGAAGGUCGUCGAAGUAGUACUACAAGCGGUUCUUUGAAGCCUCAACCAACAAUUCAGACUGAUUGUAAAGCGAGGAUCUCUGCAUCUUUCGAUGUACUUGGUACCUGGAGAAUAAAUACAGUCCACCUUGAGCAUAAUCAUAAAACCAGUCCUUCAAAGUCCAGAUUGUAUCGUUGUAAUAGAGAAUUGAGUGCACAAGUAAAGCGGAGGCUUGAAGUUAAUGAUACGGCAGGAAUUCCAUUGCACAAAAGUUUUAACUCUGCCGUUGUUGAAGCAGGUGGGUAUGAGAACUUGACAUGCGUAGAAAAGGACUGUCGGAACUAUAUUGAACAAGUGCGGCGACUAAGACUCGGAGAAGGAGAUGCCGUAGCCAUACAGUCCUACUUUUCAGAAAUGCAAGUGCGAUGCUCGGGCUUUUACUUUAGUAUUGAUUUGGACGACGAAUCGCGGUUGAAGAAUGUGUUUUGGGCGGACUAUCGAUGUAGGCAAGCAUAUAGGGAGUUCGGGGAUGUUGUUACGUUCGAUACCACUUACCUCACAAAUAAGUAUGACAUGCCCUUUGCCCCUUUUGUUGGCGUAAACCAUCACGGCCAAUCAACACUGCUUGGAUGUGGUUUGAUAUCGAAUGAGGACACGAACACUUUUGUGUGGCUGUUCAGGACAUGGCUUAAAUGCAUGCAUGGUCAACCUCCGCAUGGAAUAAUUACCGAUCAGGACAGGGCUAUGCAAAAUGCUAUUGAGGUUGUUUUUCCACAUACAAAACACAGGUGGUGUUUAUGGCAUAUUUUGAAGAAAUUACCUGAGAAGUUUGGAUAUCACGUGGAUAAGGGUUUGAUAUUCUCGACUAUUCAUGAAUUGGUAUAUGAUUCACAAUUUAUUGAACAAUUUGAACAAGGUUGGAGAGUAAUGAUCGAUACGUUUGAGUUGCAUGACAAUGACUGGUUGUCGGGAUUGUAUGAGAAUAGAGGACGUUGGGUUCCUUGCUACUUCAAAACAACGUUUUGGGCUGGGAUGUCGACAACACAGCGAAGUGAGAGUAUGAACGCCUUCUUUGAUGGUUAUGUGCAUGCCAAGACUUCAUUGAAACAAUUCGUCGAACAGUAUGAAAGAGCACUACGAAAUAAGGUUGAAAAGGAAUUUCAGGCUGAUUUUAAGUCUUUUUCACAGAUGGUACCAUGUGCUACAACAUAUGAAAUGGAAAAGCAAUUUCAGUCAGUCUACACCAUUUCCAAAUUUCGAGAAGUUCAAGCUGAGUUUACGGGAAAAGUGUACUGUGACCUUAUAUCUGCUUCGCAGGGACAUUUUGGGAUGACGUAUGAAGUACGAGAGGAUGUUGUGUGUGGCAAUCGCCGAACCAAAAAGACAUUUCGAGUAGUCCUUCAGAAAGAUACAUGUGACAUUACUUGCAGCUGCCACCUGUUCGAGUUUCGGGGAAUAAUUUGCAGACACACGAUCGCAGUGUUGAUUCGUAAUGAUGUUACCAUACUACCGAGCCGCUACAUAUUGAGGAGAUGGAGGAGAGACGUAAGUAGAGCACAUACGAGGGUACCAGUUAAUUACGUUGGUUUGCCCAGUGGUAGGGAGAGGUUUUGUGCACCUAGCAUUAACUCUGGCCAGUUGGUUUCUGUUACUUUUCUGGAUUUUGAUGAGCUUUUGCAAGAUUUUAUGACUAGCCAGUUUCUGGUAGCUUUGCUGGAUUCAACAUAUGCAGACAAGGAUUUUAUUCAAUGA
Olea europaea var. sylvestris is the source of this 1986-nucleotide messenger RNA. RefSeq names its product protein FAR1-RELATED SEQUENCE 5-like. Gene Ontology annotation, biological process: regulation of DNA-templated transcription. Gene Ontology annotation, molecular function: zinc ion binding. The coding region runs from base 1 to 1986 and encodes 661 amino acids. The record is from RefSeq and is a predicted model, not a curated record. The transcript has 2 exons. NCBI's taxonomy places the organism in Eukaryota, Viridiplantae, Streptophyta, Magnoliopsida, Lamiales, Oleaceae.